GUAAAAUCUACUUUUCAUUUACGACAUUGCUAUCGAAGAGCAAGGUGGAACGAAGAAACAAUUUGUCGAAUUAAGUAUUUGUUACCGGCGAAAUUAAACAUUAAUUUCUUGUAUUAUUAUUGAAAUUAGUUAAUAAAAAUCAGAAAAUGCCGGUCAAAGCAGUCUGUGUGCUUAAUGGUGAUGUAAGCGGCACCGUGCUUUUCGAUCAGAAGGAUGAUAAAUCUCCUGUAGUGGUAACUGGAGAGGUCAAAGGUCUAUCUAAGGGAAAGCACGGUUUCCACGUCCACGAGUUUGGCGACAACACAAACGGCUGCACCUCCGCCGGGCCACACUUCAACCCGCUAAAGCAAGAGCACGGAGCUCCGAACGCGAGCGUGAGGCACGUGGGCGAUCUGGGCAACAUUGAGGCCUCUAGUGACGGUGGUGUUACUAAAGUAUGUAUCCAAGACUCGCAGAUUUCCCUCUCCGGACCCCACAGCAUCAUAGGGCGUACCCUGGUAGUCCACGCUGACCCAGAUGACCUUGGUGUUGGAGGACAUGAACUGAGCAAAACCACUGGCAAUGCUGGAGCUCGUAUCGCGUGCGGAGUUAUUGGGCUGGCCAAAGCCGAUUAAAUAACACAAAAAUAUGACGCCUAAAAUUGGCGCCAAAUUGAACAAAAUAAUGUUGCCAGUACCAAUUUUGCCUAUAGUAACUUCAUAGAUAUUUUGGUGUGUGAGGAAAUGAUAAAUUGAUAUUACAGUGUGAUGUGUUGAAAUAUAUCAAAGAUUGUAUGCAUGAUGUAAAUUGAUACUGGCAACAUUUAUAAAAUUUGAUGUUACUCAUCAAAAAUAUUUUAAGCAUAAUCUAAAUUAUAAACUGUUGGUGUGUUUAGCAUUCCUUGAAAUCUCGUGUUUCACUUUUUUGUUAUUUUGGUGCAGGGAAAAACUGUAUUUAAAUCCUGUCUGCCAUAUGCUUGUUUUGUUUAGUAAAUAAAUAUUAUGUAUGUAUAUGCA
Messenger RNA from Zerene cesonia (dogface butterfly), 995 nucleotides. It is a transcript of the gene Sod1, whose product is annotated as superoxide dismutase [Cu-Zn]. Gene Ontology annotation, biological process: removal of superoxide radicals. The coding region runs from base 147 to 614 and encodes 155 amino acids. Gene Ontology annotation, molecular function: superoxide dismutase activity; copper ion binding. NCBI's taxonomy places the organism in Eukaryota, Metazoa, Arthropoda, Insecta, Lepidoptera, Pieridae. The record is from RefSeq and is a predicted model, not a curated record. The transcript is spliced from 4 exons.